GUCGCGUCCGGGUCCGGGCAGGCAUCACCCCAACGAUCGUAGCCCAACACGCACGACGCCGGCAGCGCUAAGCUUCUCUUUGCAGCGCCGCCGGCGUGCCGCGCCACCGUGGCCCUGAGCCCCUGAUAGGCCAGCCGCUGCCACACGUAAUGACGUAAAACGUGACGUAUUUAGGGGUAUAGGGAUCGGCGCCCAGCACCUGACCGUUUUUUGUGCUAGAGAAGAGAAACCGGGCCCACCUCCUCCAACUCCAAGCCCUACAAACCACACCACUACUCACUUAAACAGGCAGCCGCCGGCACGCAGCCCCCCGCACCUCUCUCGUCCCCACUCCCCACACCCUGCUGCCUGCAUCUCAUCGAUCUCCUCCUCUCCGACGACGACCAUGGCUGAGACGACCCUGCUGACGAGGAGGUCCAAGCGCAUCGCUCUGCGCGUUUCCCUUGCCGGAGCCAAACCCAGCUGGCGUGACUGGGCCGGCCUAGCGCCGCUGGCGGUGGAGAAGAUCGCCGACCGCCUCCGGGACGAGGACGUGGCGGACUUCAUGCGGUUCCGCCUGGUGUGCAAGCUGUGGAUGGACGGCAGCGGCAUCAGGAAGCCUCGUGAGCUGGGCGCACGCGUUAUCGACCACAGCUUCCACCCUCGCCGGUGGAUCCUGCUGACGGAUGAGAAGAAGGAGGCUGAUGAGGCGACGCCCACGCGCCGCAUGCUGCUCAACCUCACCACCCGGAAGACCAUCCAGGUGGAUCUGCCGGAGCUCGCCGGGCACUCCGUGGUCCCCGGACCCGCCGCGGCGCCGGAGGGCAUGCUGGUGGUGCGCGACGAGAGGAGUCUCGUCGUGCGCCUCCUCAACCCGCUCACCCGCCACGUCGUCGACCUCCCGACGCUGCUGACGCUGCGGCCUGGAAACCGCCGCAGGGGCCCCGUUCCCAGCUCGUUCGCCGAGGACCACGAGGUGACGGCGGCCGGCUUCGCCGACGCGUCGACCAUCGUCGUGUACUUGGGCAACGCCAACCAGUUGGUCGUGGCCAGGCCCGGAGACGCGCGCUGGACGCUGGUAGGUGGCCUCGACCCCGAGUUCCCGCUGAGAUCCACGGCCACCUUCCAGAGCCGCUUCUACUGCGUGGAUCGCUGCCAGCUCCUGGUGGUGGACAUGGAGCGAGGACCACGGGCGCAGCUGGUGGUCGCCGCCAACCUGGAGCGGCGGUACCGCACGGUGGGCAUGGUCGACGACGGCGGCAGGCUCAUGGCGGUGUGCAGCCGGGACCAGGUCGUGCGUGCCGAUGCCCGUUGGAUGAGCUCGCUGGAGACGCGCGUGGAGCUAUUCCAUGUGGAUCUGCAGGAGGAGAAGCUGUCGCGGAUCGAGGACCUAGGUGAGCGGGCGGUUUUCGCAGGGUUACGAGGCGCGGUGCUUCUGCCGAGUACCAAGUACUACUUCUCGGUGGACCGUGGUACGGUGUUCUUCCGCUUCGGAAGCUCCCAAAGGCAUUUCGGUGCGUUCCAUGUUCGUCGCCGUCACACGUGCUAUAUAGCUUCAGUGUGGGGUAAGCUUCCGCAGCGUGUAGCUUCCUAUGUCACCACCCUCCGUUAUCUCUACUAGUCCGAUCCUCUCCGCGCGGCCGGCCGGUGCUAGCUAAACUGUUGUUGCAGCAUGCAUCAUAAUAAUUUGGUUUCAUAUAGCCAGGGAAUAAUUCUUCGACAUAUAUCGCAUGCUGCUGAGUUUCAGUUUGUAUUUUCGGUUGCUCAACUAGUUUCUUAUUACCUUGGACUCAGCAUAACUAAUGUUAUUGCAACUUCAUUCUUGAAAUGGUUAUUUCUUUUCAAAUGCUUACUUUGUUCCAACUAUAUAUCACACAUAUAUAUGUUUUUAUCUUGUUCUCCA
Molecule: messenger RNA, 1882 nt
Organism: Zea mays
Lineage: Eukaryota; Viridiplantae; Streptophyta; Magnoliopsida; Poales; Poaceae
Product: F-box domain containing protein-like
Exons: 2
Coding region: 386-1600 (404 amino acids)
Source: RefSeq, a predicted model, not a curated record